CUGAACCCGCGGGGCCGGAAGCGCUGUGCAUGCCGGGCCGGCGGCGGUCCGGACCCUCAGCCGGUGUCUCCAUCAUGGCGGCGGUACUUGCCGCCCGGCUCUGGCUCUGGGCCGCGCUCCUGGCCUCGGCGACGGCCGUGUACGAGGACCAAGUGGGCAAGUUUGAUUGGAGGCAACAGUAUAUAGGGAAACUCAAGUUUGCCUCCUUAGAAUGUGCCCCCGGAUCUAAGAAGAUGGUUGUGGCUACUGAGGAGAAUGUGAUUGCAGCAUUGAAUUCCCGUACAGGUGCCAUCUUGUGGCGCCAUGUAGACAAGGGUACUCAAGAAGGAAUUAUUGAUGCCAUGCUUCUUCAUGGUCAAGAUGCACUCACUGUAUCCAAUGGGGGCCGGAUCUUGCGCUCCUGGGAGACCAACAUUGGGGGCUUGAACUGGGAGAUGUCCUUGGAUUCUGGCAGUUUUCAGAUGGCCAGCCUGGUGGGCUUGCAAGAUGUGGUGAAAUAUGUGGCCGUGCUGAAGAAGACCACUCUCACUCUUCAUUACCUAUCCAAUGGACACCAGAAGUGGAUGGAACAGCUUCCAAAGAGUGAGAGCGUUCAGUAUCAGAUGGUGUAUUCAUAUGGCACUGGAGUGUUGUGGGUCCUGGGGGUUGUUCCCAACAGUCACGUGAAUGUUGUGACCUUUCACGUGGAAGAUGGUGAGAUGGUUCAGCAGGUCAGGGUGUCUGCGCCGUGGCUGAAGAGCUUAAGUGGUGUUUGUGGUGUGGUGGGCAAGGCUGUGCUGGUGUGCCCUGACCCAGGCACCCGUUCCCUUUUUACUUUGGCCCUGGAGACAGAAGAGGAGAUGAAAAGAACCCCACUGCAGGCCCUUGAGCUAGAAUUUGGCCAAGGUUUCCAGCCCUGGAUCCUGCCUACCCAGCCCAGUCCCACAAGUGCCUCCAGGCCACAGUUCUUCUUGCAGCUGACCCCCAGCCAUUUUGCUCUGCUGCAGCACCGCCCGGAAGGCCUGGGUCUCCUCCGAAGUUUCCCACAGACUGCUCUGGUGAACUUUGGUACCAGUGGGGAGAAGACCGUGGCCGCUGUGAUGACCUGCCGUACUGAAACUCAAAAAGGCGGGAGUACCGAAGAGGCAGUGACAAAGAACGCUUCAGACAAGUCGAGCACGCAGGAAGCCCUUGUCUGCACUAACCAAACCUACACCAUUAACCUGUACCUGGCGGAGACAGGACGGCGGCUGCUUGACACCUCAGUCACCUUCAGCCUGGAGCAGAAUGGCACCCGGCCUGAGCGGUUGUAUAUCCAGGCCUUCCUGAAGAAGGACGAUUCAGUGGGCUAUCGGGCUCUGGUGCAGACGGAUGACCACUUACUCCUCUUUCUUCAGCAACUGGCUGGAAAAAUGCUGCUCUGGAGCCGAGAGGAGUCACUGGCAGAAGUGGUGAGCUUGGAGAUGGUGGACCUGCCCCUGACGGGCGCCCAGGCUGAGCUGGAAGGAGAGUUUGGCAAGAAGGCAGCCAUUCAAGAUGGACUUCUGGGGAUGUUCUUGAAGCGCCUGUCCUCCCAGCUCAUCCUGCUGCAGGCCUGGACCGCCCACCUGUGGAAAAUGUUUUAUGAUGCUCGGAAGCCUCGGAGCCAGAUCAAGAAUGAGAUCAAUAUUGACAAUCUGGCAAGAGAUGAGUUCAACCUCCAGAAGAUGGUGGUGAUGGUGACAGCCUCGGGCAAGCUCUUUGGCAUCGAGAGCAGCUCGGGCACCAUCCUGUGGAAGCAGUACUUGCCCAACAUCAACCCAGACUCCUCCUUCAAGCUGAUGGUGCAGAGAACCACAGCUCACUUUCCCCACCCCCCGCAGUGCAUUCUCCUGGUGAAGGACAAGAAAUCAGGAAGGAGUUCUCUGUAUGUCUUCAACCCCAUUUUUGGGAAGUGGAGCCAGGUGGCACCUCCUGUGCUGAAGCGGCCCAUCUUGCAAGCCUUGCUCCUGCCCAUCAUGGACCAGGAUUACGCCAAGGCACUGCUGCUGAUCGAUGACGAGUAUAAGGUCACGGCUUUCCCAGCCAGCCGAAAUGUCCUGCGUCAGUUACAAGAGAUGGCAUCUUCCAUCUUCUUCUAUCUCGUCGAUUCAGAACGGGGCCGACUGUCUGGAUUCAGGCUGCGCAAGGAUUUGACAACAGAGCUGAGCUGGGAGCUGACUAUUCCACCAGAAGUACAGAAAAUAGUGAUGGUGAAGGGCAAGCGGGCCACUGAGCAUGUGCACUCCCAGGGCCGAGUGAUGGGCGACCGCAGUGUACUCUAUAAGAGCUUGAACCCCAAUCUGCUGGCUGUGGUGACAGAGAGUACAGACCUCCACCAUGAGCGCACCUUCAUUGGUAUCUACCUCAUUGAUGGUGUCACGGGCCGUAUCAUCCAUUCCUCAGUGCAGAAGAAAGCCAAAGGACCUGUCCAUCUUGUGCAUUCAGAGAACUGGGUGGUGUACCAGUAUUGGAACACCAAAGCACGCCGCAACGAGUUCACGGUGCUAGAACUAUAUGAAGGAACAGAGCAGUACAAUGCCACGGCUUUUAGCUCCCUGGAUCGCCCACAGCUCCCUCAAGUCCUCCAGCAGUCAUAUAUCUUCCCCUCAUCCAUCAGUGCCAUGGAAGCCACCAUCACAGAACGGGGUAUCACCAGUCGCCAUUUACUCAUUGGGCUGCCCUCGGGAGCAAUCCUUUCUCUCCCAAAGGCCCUGCUAGAUCCUCGACGUCCUGAGAUCCCAACAGAGCAAAGCAGAGAGGAGAAUUUGAUCCCCUAUUCUCCAGACGUGCAGAUCCAUGCAGAGAGGUUCAUCAAUUACAAUCAGACUAUCUCCAGAAUGAGAGGCAUCUACACAGCUCCUUCUGGCCUGGAGUCCACCUGUCUGGUUGUGGCGUAUGGGCUGGACAUUUACCAAACCCGCGUCUACCCAUCCAAGCAGUUUGACGUCUUGAAAGACGAUUACGACUACGUAUUGAUCAGCAGCGUCCUCUUUGGCUUGGUCUUUGCCACUAUGAUCACAAAGAGACUGGCUCAAGUCAAGCUUCUGAACCGUGCUUGGCGGUAGAGAAAGACACACCCUGUCCUCAGAAAAGACACUGAGGAGGGAUGUCAUGGCCGGGCCAGAAGCCACCGACGUGAUUUGACCAGCUGGCAAGGAAGAGCAUUGGGAAAUGCCUGGGAAGCUCGGCUCAGCUGGGCUUCUGUCCAAGGAGGAGGUGGAUUUCUGUGACAAACUCUUUGGGGACAUGAGUUGGCAUCUCAGAGUGGAUUUAAGAUUUACUACCUAUAC
Molecule: messenger RNA, 3290 nt
Organism: Sarcophilus harrisii (Tasmanian devil)
Lineage: Eukaryota; Metazoa; Chordata; Mammalia; Dasyuromorphia; Dasyuridae
Gene: EMC1
Product: ER membrane protein complex subunit 1
Exons: 24
Coding region: 30-3065 (1011 amino acids)
Biological process (GO): protein folding in endoplasmic reticulum
Cellular component (GO): EMC complex
Molecular function (GO): protein binding
Source: RefSeq, a predicted model, not a curated record